This is a messenger RNA of Helianthus annuus (common sunflower), 849 nucleotides long. Its product is annotated as nascent polypeptide-associated complex subunit alpha-like protein 2. The record is from RefSeq and is a predicted model, not a curated record. The transcript has a single exon. The coding region runs from base 1 to 849 and encodes 282 amino acids. Gene Ontology annotation, molecular function: enzyme inhibitor activity. NCBI's taxonomy places the organism in Eukaryota, Viridiplantae, Streptophyta, Magnoliopsida, Asterales, Asteraceae.
AUGGCCUUUGCCAAGCAUGCAUUGAUUCUCAUUCUCGUGUUCGGUUUUCUCUUGUUAACACAAUAUUCUAAUGCACAUGGAGACGAGGACAAAACGCCUUCUCCUGCUCCUUCAGAUGAAAAGUCGUCCCCUCCUCCUUCAGAUGAAGAGUCAUCCCCUCCUCCUUCAGAUGAAGAGUCGUCCCCUCCUUCUUCAGAGGAAGAGUCGCCCCCUCCUUCAGAGGAGGAGAAAGAUGACGAGGAAGAUUCGUCCCCACCUCCUUCAGAGGAGGAGAAAGAUGACGAGGAAGAGUCGUCCCCACCUCCUUCAGAGGAGGAGAAAGAUGACGACGACGACGAUGAUGACGACGAUGACGAGGAAGAGUCAGCCCCUAACCCUAGCCCUACCCUCAAAUCAGGGUCCACAGCCGAUAGCCCACUCUCUUUUAAUGAACUUUUUGAACUCUCGUUGCCAGAAAUUGGUGUACAAAAGGUGGUCAACGGGCCAUUAACCGGAGGGGCUAAAGUUUCAAACAAGCAACUAGAAGGAAUCGAACAUAAAAUCGUGGAAUUCAAAUCAGUGCUUGCAAAACGAGAGGGCCAACCCGGAUCAGCAGAAUCAAAAAAAUGCCUCAAGCAAUGCCAAGGAAAUCUCGAUGAUGCGAUUGAUGGUGUCAAAAAAGGGAUUGAGAGCAUCAACAAGCAAGACCUUGAUAAGGCUAAUGUUGAUAUUAGCGGUGUAGCCACCGACAUUGAAACGUGCAACGAUUGCUUCGUAGAAGCGGCUGAUGAGGACAAAGAUAUCAAUGCAUUUAACCUUUGGAUAAAGGGAGUCACUAAAGAAUGCCUUGGUAACCUCAAGCAAAAGUGA